Molecule: messenger RNA, 363 nt
Organism: Anisakis simplex (herring worm)
Lineage: Eukaryota; Metazoa; Nematoda; Chromadorea; Rhabditida; Anisakidae
Source: the annotation of a GenBank genome assembly
UAUUAUUACUCGCACGACAGCAACUUAUGCUAUGGAUUUCGAUAUGGUUGUGAAUCGAUGAAUAUCUCGGAAAAUUAUGCGGAUCUACAAUCGUGCAUGGAUGACAAUAUGACUCCCGGUACAGUGAAAUACGUCCAGUUGACGUGUGCUCUUCGUAGACUCGGUGUUGUGGUUGACAGUGAUAAUAUGCCACUACUAACGGCUCGUUGCUUCGAUAAUCCCGGUGGAAAAUUCUGUCCUAAGCGCUCAUUUUGUCAUUAUGCAAUGCACUACAACUACAGUUUCUGUUGUGCACAAGGCUUUGAGCACGGUAAUUCUGGUACUUUCUACGCACCCAUCGGAAACAUUUCCAUCGGAAAGUAA